Molecule: messenger RNA, 1887 nt
Organism: Daktulosphaira vitifoliae (grape phylloxera)
Lineage: Eukaryota; Metazoa; Arthropoda; Insecta; Hemiptera; Phylloxeridae
Exons: 2
Coding region: 29-847 (272 amino acids)
Source: RefSeq, a predicted model, not a curated record
GUUAGUGUUUAUGUUAAUAUAACAAAAAAUGAUUAUUUUAAAAAUUAUAUCAUUAAUCCACAUUCAUUUAACGCUUGGAUUAUCCUUUUAUUAUUUACAGUGUAAUUUUAUAAUGUAUAUGUUAAAUUAUUUUAGUCAUAACAAUCAAUAUUUAAUGGAAAUGAGUAAAAAUAUAAAAAAAUAUGAUGUGCACAGUUUAAGCAAGUAUGACGAUGCAAUAAAAAAUCAUGGCGAAAUCAUACUAGUAAUGUUAGAUGUUUUAAGAGAAACUGAUAAAACUUUAUACUCAACAGAAUUGAUGUCAGUAAAUUUAUACUUAAAUAACGUAUCCGAAUAUGUAGAUUUUUAUGCUAGAAAUAAUGAAGGAAUAUAUGAUUUGUCAAAUCAAACUUCAAGUAUUCUUAAAGGUUACAAGAUGGUUCAUGAUUUUUUAUUAGAACAGUUAAAGAAAAAGAUAUUAAAACUUUGCAGAAAUGUGAUAUAUGACCAAAUAUUUAUUUAUUGUCCUGAUUACAACGAAUCAGGUGAAUAUACUCCCGAAAAUAUUCAACAUGUUGCAAAAAAACUUAAAAAUCGAUUAAUACAAACUGAUAAGCAACAAAAUGACACUGAUUAUUAUACGAAAAAAUUAGGACUAAGUAAACUAUACAAUGUUUUUAGUAAUGCUAUUAAAAGAUCUAAAUAUUUGGAGCUUUUACCAAAAAAUUUAAUAUUUUAUGACUUAAUAACCAGAAAUUGUGAUAUUUCUGAAAAAGAAAUAAUGAGAAAUUCUCAGGAUAAACAAUAUCCAUUGUUAAUAAACGGACGAAUAAUACGAAUAAAAAACGGACUGCACCCCUUGCAGUAAAUUGUCCUGAUGAAAGUCGAUUGACCCUUUUUGAUAUAUUUAGAUAUAUCAAGUAUACUUUUUAUAGAAAAGAUAAAGAAAUAUUUUAUACACUAAAAUUAACAGCAACAUUUCGUCCUAUUGCUUUACUUGUAAGACUCUUUAUCAGAGUUCUUAGUUCAUCAACAUACAUUUAUGAUUUUCAUGGUAUCCAAACAGAACCUUCAAAAUUCUAUAAAAAAAUCAUUUCUCUUGGUGAGAGAAUAAUUGAAUAUUUUCAACAGUUUGUAAAUAUGAAUCUAUUUGGUGAUGGUCCAACUGAAGUUUUUUUUUCAUUUUCAAAAAAAACUUAUGAAUGCCUUAAUAAUUUUAUUAAUAAAAAUCAACCAAAUCUCAAAUUAUCAAUCACUGAAAUAAUGAAUUCAUUAAAAUUAUUUUUGUAUAAAAACAAAGUUGACGUUAUUAAUUUAUAUGAGCUCAUUACAAAGGACAUUAUCAAUAAUUAUGUUAAUGAAUUGGAUGUGAACCUGAAUCAAGUAGAAGAAUAUCUAGCAAAAUUAGAUAGUCAAAAGGAAUUUUUUAAAGUCACUAUAAAAACUUUUAAUAUUAAUCACAUGUUAAAAAUAAAUUACAAACAUGUUUUUAAUAAAUUUAUAAUAAGUGAGUUAUGUAAAACCAAAGAUAUUUACAAUGUUAUAUAAAUUCAACGAUGAUUAUGUCAAACAAAUCAGUGAAUUCGGAGAUAAAAGUGCAGCCAUUGAUGAUGAAAUUAGAAACAAAAUAGUUAGGCAUAAAAAACAUCCUGAAAUAAUUAUACACAAUAGUGAUAGAUGCGAAUUAUAUAAUUAUAAUUUUUAUCCUAAAUACUUGAUAGAUUUCAUAUUGUACAUAUAAAUUAUGUCGAUUUUUAUGUUUAUGAAUAAAUAUUCAGAUUUUAGUUGAUAAAUAGAUUACCUAUUGUUUUUUUUAUUAUCUUAUAAACUUAUAACAAUUAAUCUAAUUCCAUACUCAAUUACAGACCAUAAGUAGUUGGGAUAAAAGCAAGGAAAAAGAAGAUGUAU